AUGCGCGGCUCGUCUUUCGCAAUCUGGACGCUGCUAGCGGCAUCGCCAGUGGUUUGCGACAGAUCGCAGAAGCCGCCUGGCAAGGAUGCGAUCCUUUUGUCCAACGUUCAAACAUUGACACUUCGCGCAAAUCGUCAAACCACAGCUCGACGUGUCUCUCCAGUUCCUCAGCUCACUUGCGUCGGUCCAUCCAAGAAAAUCUGCAAUCUAUAUCAAGUUGAUGUCAUGCGGUGUACAAAUGAUGGCUACGACUACGACGCGGAAGAUGUACAGUGGUCAUGUACCGCUUCAUUGCCCAGCGAGUUCAAGCUUGGCGCAACUGACGUCAUAUGUGAAGGAUAUCGCAGUUCCGAAGACAAGUGGGUCUUGAAAGGCAGCUGCGCAGUCGAAUAUCGAAUGCUUCUCACUGAAAAAGGCGAGCAGCGCUUUGGAAAGGCAAGCGAUGAGUAUGACUGGCAGUCGAUGUUUAGCCGGGGCACAAAAGCCUCGGGGCGAGGUGGGAAACGACUCGUGGAGAGUAUAGGGGACAUUCUGUUCUUCGGGUUCUUCGCUGCCGUCAACGGGGUGGCCACAGAGGGAGGGCUGCGAGAGGACGAAGAGGAUGGGGAGGAGGCGGUGGUGGAGGAGGUGGUGGGCAUGGAGGUGGUGGCUCUGGUAAUGGAGACUAUCCAGAGCCUCCGCCACCGUAUAGCAGCACCUGUUCUGACGAUGCCUCCAGUUUUGGAUUUGGGAGUCCAACAUCUUCGCAGGGGUGGCGACCGGGCUUUUGGACAGGAGCUCUCAGCGGCGCCGCAGCGGGAUACGGGCUGGGGCGUCGUGGUGCAAACACCAACCGCAGUUUCUCGCAGCAAGGGAGACCCAUUUUUGGUGGACAAAGGGACCAUGACAAUGGGGAAGGAAGUUCUUCUUCGCAUCCAUCACCCUCAUUCUCGUCAACUUCAACAAGUACUGGCUUCGGGUCGACAAGGCGCAGGUAGUUAG
Molecule: messenger RNA, 981 nt
Organism: Penicillium oxalicum
Lineage: Eukaryota; Fungi; Ascomycota; Eurotiomycetes; Eurotiales; Aspergillaceae
Product: DUF1183 domain protein
Exons: 2
Coding region: 1-981 (326 amino acids)
Biological process (GO): regulation of store-operated calcium entry
Cellular component (GO): endoplasmic reticulum membrane
Source: RefSeq, a predicted model, not a curated record